AUCUCCAGAACAAGAAAAAAAAAAUCUCCUCUUCCAUUUCAAUCCUACUCCUCGUCCUCCUCUCGCCGCGGGGCCAAGUGUAGCGGCCGAUCACGGCGGCUGCUCCGUCCAUCCAUGUCGUCUCUUGCCGUCCGCUGCGGGCUGGAGUGGGAGCUCGGCUGGCUCGGGGGCCUCUUCACGGCCGCGGAGCUGGCGGCCGCCGACCUGCUCCUGCAGCUCAGCAGAGACUACGAGGCGGCCGCCGCGGCGUCGAAGGCAACGACCAUCGCCUGGCCGCGCUCGGUGAGCUCGUGCUGCGAGAUCCUCGUCAAGGAAGAGACGGAGCGGAUCGUCGAGGAGACGGCGCCCUUAUCGCUUGGGUCGCGGGCGAGGAGGAGCUCGGCGAGCUCGUGCCCCGAGGACCUCACCGUGGUCGGCGAGGGGGAGCUGGAGCCUCCGCGGAUCUCCAGGGAGACGGCGCCGUCACCGGGGUCGAUGGAGCUGGACAGGAGGGCGAGGAAGAGGUACCGCCUGCUGUCGGAGCUCCACGCCGCCAAGAGACAGGGGAAGGCCGCCGGCCCUGCCGCGAAGAAGAAGAGGAAGAGGCACCACGACGGCGGCGAGUCGGAGUCGCCGUCGUCGGAGGCGACGGGAUACGGAGGCUACUAGGAGUUGAAAAAGGGCUUUUUGUGUAAUUACGUCGCGGUCGUAGGGUUAUUUCCGUAGCAAUCUUUUCCGAGGCGAAACAGAAAGCGACAAACAAAGAAGAAGAAGGUGGUUAGCGCCUCCACUUUUCGAAUUUGAAUUUGAAUCUGGGCUUCCGGUGCCCACCCAACUAGCUACUUCGUGCUCAUCAGUGCAAAUAUCUUUUGACAG
Messenger RNA from Triticum aestivum (bread wheat), 855 nucleotides. RefSeq lists its product as uncharacterized. The record is from RefSeq and is a predicted model, not a curated record. The transcript has a single exon. Lineage: Eukaryota; Viridiplantae; Streptophyta; Magnoliopsida; Poales; Poaceae. The coding region runs from base 115 to 648 and encodes 177 amino acids.